AUGCCCUUGACUCAUGUGGUAUGGAGAAGAGUGGAAAAUGACCAAUAUUUAACAGUAGGUAAAACCACGUGGAAUAAUGAUGAAGCUUUACGAAUUGAUCAUGAAUACAAGGAUAAUGAGAUCACAUCUUGGGAUUUAAGAAUUGUAAAAGUUAGACAAGAUCACGCUGGUGUAUAUGAAUGUCAAAUUACUUCAACUAAAGAAUAUUUGAGGCAUAUUACAUUAACAGUAGUUGGUCCGCCAAUACAACAACCAGGUAAAGGAAAAAACCGUGUACACAAAUUCAAACCUGGACUUGAUGGAAAUAAACACGUGAUGUCAACAGCAGCCGUUAAAGUUACUGGUAAGGAUUAUGUGGAAUUGGGACACCGCAUUCAUCUGAGAUGUAACGCCACUGGGGGUCCCCAGAUGCCAGAGGAGAUCGACUGGUUUAAAGACGGAGAUAAAAUUGACUCUGAAAAAUAUAAACAUAUUAUAAUGACAAAAUACCAUUCUAUAAAACAUCGUGCAUUAAUCAGUGAACUAUAUAUAGACAGAAGUGCCAUGUCGGAUACCGGUACUUAUAUAUGUCGGAGCUCUGAUGACGUCAUUUCCAGCAAAUCUGUGACGGUGUUAUUAGCCGAAUCUCCGAAUGUUAAACGUGUCUGUUGUGACACUGUUAUAAUGUUUAUUAAAUCAAUUGUAUUAUUGCUGUUUCUACAAACUGCAGAUUGUCAACUAUACGACUAUGGUAUAGAUGCUGGUGAUAGUAUUCUGAGACCAACAACUACAGAACCUACUGGCAGUUACAGCUUCAAUAGUGGAUUCAAAUUCCUUGGGAAAUAUUACAAUGAAGUUCACAUUUCAAAGGAUGGACUUGUUGGAUUUAGUGAACAGCUCCAUUAUGUCGAACAUCACUUGUCGGAGAAUCCAGAAGAGGCUAAUUAUCCUUUCCUUGCUCCGUUUUAUUUUAACAUGACAAGAGCAACUGAUAACAUAACUGGAAAGGUAUUUCACAGAGACAAACACAUUUCAAGUUGUAUAUACUAGCAAUAAUAAGGACACAUUUGUUAUUUUCAACUACCAGAAAAUGGAUUUACCUUCUAGUCCAUACCAUCAGGCUGGUUUCAACGGAGGACUAAAUGGCGGAUGGACGGAUGUUUAUUGUGGUUCAGAUUGUUCUCAGAUAAACUUCGCUGAGUUCCCCAGUUUAGCAGGAAGUGACGUCAAGGGUAGAUUUAUGUAUAAAGUGACAAACGAGAUCAUUGUUAGAGGCGGAUGUCUUCCAUCACAAUCGUCCACAGGAAAACUCGAGGUAUAUCCACAUGCACCGAGUUCGUUUGGAGGUGAGAUAAUUGAUAUAUCAGGCUUAUGUAUCGCCAACACCACCAGGGUUCAAUGUAAAUUUGGUAUCAAUGAUCCAGUGGACGCUGUGUACACCUCUACUAUGCUGUACCGAUGUGUGACACCAAUGUUAUCAGCCAAGGGCCUGGUUCCUUUAGAGGUAUUGUUAGACGGAGCCAGUUCCGGUUUAUCAACCUACCUCAAUGUAGCGCAUCCCAGUAGAACAAAGCGCUAUGUCUAUCUGCCUGAUGAUAUGAGUGACAGGGAUGCUAAGACUCUGACUGUCAGAUGGGAAAGCAAGUUUUUAUCAGAAGUUGAGAAUUCUACUGUAGAUGUUAAACUGAUAGGCUACAGAGAAACAAGCGACCAGAUUAUUUGGAAAACGUUAGAUAUUCUCGGAGAGGAUGUACCAAAUAAUGGCGAAUUGAUCUUUAAUCCAUCGGAACAUAGAUGUAAGGGAGACGACUGCAAUUUGUUUGAAAUUGCUCAAAUUCAAAUUCAGUUGGAUGAAGAGUACGUGAUCGAAAACAGCCAAUAUGGGUUCCUCAUAUCCUAUGUAACACCAAUAGGUUGGUAUGUGGUGGAUCAUAUGGUAGCGGAAUAUGGUAAAGACUGGUCACAAGUUAAAUGUGUGGACUGGUACAAAGCUGACAAACAGGACAUGUCGUGGGCAGAAAAUCUCCUGGAUUGUCCCUGUACACUGAAUCAAGCUUUAACUGAUUUUGGUCGAUGGCAGGACGAUCCAGGUUGCAGUAUAUUUAAAGGCAGUAUUUGUAAAUAUCACAUAGGAGCAAUACACUGUGCCAGAGCAUUUAAACCCACAGAAGCUGACGGAUCUGGUAACCAGUGUUGUUAUGGUCGGGAUGGUAAUGUUCGUUAUGCUGCAGAUUCUUACCAAGGUUCAACUCCGGAUAGGAGUCAUGACUGGGGUGCUGAACCUUACAACAAACCGAACCGUGUCCCAUCGUUAUCCCAUUGGAAACAUGAUGUAGUGACAUUUUAUUACUGCUGUCUGUGGGUAGAAUAUAAGUAUUGUGAUUACUACAUGGAACAGAGAGCCACUCGAGACUGUAAAAACUACAAACCACCGAAAACUGCUGCUAUAUUCGGAGAAUCCCAUCUGUUAAGAUUUGAUGGAAUCUCAUUGAAUGGUGUUGGGGAAGGAGAUUUCUGGUUGGUGAAAACACCAAAUAUGAAAAUUCAGGGUCGAUUCAACCGAGUAAAAGAAAAUCUGAAUUCCACCGCUCUAAUUGGUAUUACGGUAAAAGACAAGUCAAGUUCUAAAAUAGAAGUAAGAAUAUCCAAGCCCUUUUCAGCUAAUAGCCGUAAACUGACUGUCCUGGUAGAUGAUGAUAUCAAGACAUUUGAUACUAAGUCAACCAAAUGGCAGGAUUUAAGGGGAUUAACGAUAAUCAACAGUGAAACAAGGGAAGACAGGCAUGAUAAUUUUACUAUAAUAUUAAACAGUGAUGUUGGUAUACGGGUAGGGGUUAAACAGGAUCGUCUAGUAGUUUUUGUGGUUCUACCACAAUCUUUAAAGAAUAUAUCAAGUGGAUUAUUAGGAUCGUGGUCUGAUAAUGAGAAGAACAAGCUGAAACAACCUGAUGGUAGUUUAUUGUCUUCAAGUUUAUUACCAACAGAGAUUUACACCAGUUUCACUUCCCAAUGGAUUGUAUCAGAAGCUGACAAUCUGUUUCAGUAUUCAAUGACUGACAGUUCAUUCGAACCUAUAUUUGAGUUACCUCCCUUACCUAGUGAUGUGACAGAAGAAUCUGUUAAAGCUCUAUGUGGAGAUUCUGACGUAUGCCAGUUUGAUUAUAGAGCUACAGCAUCCGAGGAUGUGGCCACAACAUCGCUACACGCAGAGGAUUGGUAUCACCAAAUACAAUCUUACCAAAUACCAGUUGAUGCAUGUGGUCUAUUAGAUGUACCACGAGGUAAAAAGAGUAGUUUUAACUAUAACAUCAACAGUUCUAUAACUAUCACUGGUUGUAAAUCUGGUUUAUUGUCCGGGACAACUCAUUAUACCUGUCUACCAACUUCUGAUGGUUCCGUCGAGUGGAAACCGAAAGUUGAUGCCAAAUGUACAAGUUCUAUACCUGGAGUAGAAUCGAUGGCAUCCAAAAAUCAAGAGUGUAUUGGGAAGAUCACAAUUUUAACAAUAUUUAUUUUAAUCUUUAUAAAUGAAUAAAAAUGUGAUAUAAUCGAUCCAAUCAUUGUUAUUUCUUAUCAAUCACUGAAUUUGUAAUCAAAUAUUGUAUAUUAAAUAAUAAACCACAUUUGAAUGGAACACGACACCUUGGUUUAAUUUACAACUUCCAUUGUUAUCAUCACCAUAUAUAACUAAAAUAGUUAGAGCUUUGAGAUCUUGGUGAGGAAUUUCGCGGAAAUUCGUCUCAAUGCACAUUUAUACAGAAAUAGUCAGAACUUUGAAAUCUCGGGCAUAUCGUUUCUCUUAGAGCUUUGAGAUCUUGCUCAGUACUUUCAUGGAGACUGGUCUCAAUGUAAUACAGAAAUUAGUUCAAUCGCUGUCACUGUCGUCACUAUGUUCUUCUAUAGUCUGGUUGGGCUCUGCAGGUUCCUUGUUUGAAUACCGGACUUUUACAAGUACAACUUUAGAAUCAUCAUCACCGCUUUUUGCAAAAUGAGAAUUUCUGUGUUUUCGAUGUGUGAAGUCAGCAUACAAUUCCUGAUCGUACGAUUUCAGUAUCUUCACAGUUGUUUCUUUACCGAGAUCAGUAUUGUUAAUUACGUGUAGUUUAGUACGUUUAUCAUUAUUCGUCGACAUGGAUGAUGUUCCUUGGUGCUUCGCAGAAGCGCACGAGGUCACCUUCCUCAUGAUAGGAGUCUGCGGUGGAUCAAUUUUAGUGAUAUCGACUUCCGAACUGGCGUCCGAAUCAUACAAGUCAUCAUUGUCUUUGCUGAUU
This is a messenger RNA of Lottia gigantea (owl limpet), 4250 nucleotides long. RefSeq lists its product as hypothetical. The record is from RefSeq and is a predicted model, not a curated record. The transcript has 24 exons. NCBI's taxonomy places the organism in Eukaryota, Metazoa, Mollusca, Gastropoda, Lottiidae. The coding region runs from base 1070 to 3514 and encodes 814 amino acids.